GGCGAAGCCUUUCCCCGCGCUCGGUCCGGCCGAGGAUGCUGGUGGUCGGUGGGAGAUUUUCCUGCGCGUCCGGCUGAGCGCGGUUCCCGCGCCGUUUGCGCAGGAUGCCAGUGGCUCCCGGCGAUAUUUCAGAGGAGCAUUGCCUAGUGCGCUUGAUGCAAGCGUGAACUGUAAAACUGGCUGCCACCCAGAGAAUGGAUUUUGUGAAUUUCCCAAUGAAUGCAGGUGUCAACCUGGUUGGCAGGGUGCUCUUUGUAAUCAGUGUGUUCCUUUCCCUGGGUGUUUGCACGGCAGCUGUGCCAAGCCCUGGCAGUGCAUCUGUGAGGAGGGCUGGGUUGGCAGCCUCUGUGACAUAGAUAUUCACCCAUGUUCUACAAAGCCCUGCACCAAUAACUCAACAUGCAUAGAGACUGGUGAUGGAGGAUAUAUUUGUCUGUGUGCCCAGGGAUUUACAGGAAAAAACUGCCAUCUCAAAAAAGGACCCUGCAUUAUUAAUGGCUCUCCCUGCCAGAAUGGAGGAACAUGCAUUGAUGACAAUGGAUUUGCAGCACAUGCUUCCUGUCUGUGCCCUUCUGGUUUUGCUGGCAACUUCUGUGAGAUAGACAGAGAUGACUGUGAAUCCAACCCGUGUGAAAAUGGAGGAACAUGUACAGAUAUUGGUGUGGGUUUCAGCUGUUUUUGUCCUCAUGGCUACACGGGAAAACUCUGCAGCAGCCGUGUCAUAUUCUGUGCAAGUGGCCCGUGUGAGAAUGGAGGAACAUGCAGUGAACGUCCCCAAGGAGGAUUUGAAUGCACCUGUAAACCAGAAUUUGUUGGUGUGACCUGCAAACAUCCCAGCAAAAACACAAGCCUCCCUGGAGUGAAUAUGGAGACAGAGCAUAUGCAGAAUUACAAGCCAUCCCCAAAAGCUCAUCACAGAUCCGUGCAUCAUCAACAAGAAAUCUUGAAAAUAACAAUGAAAGAAACAAUCCAAAAUGCAGAUCCAUUGCUCAGUAGAAGCCAGGUGAUAUGUUUUGUUGUACUGGGCUUGCUUACGUGUUUGGUUGUCUUGGGUACAACUGGGAUUGUGUUUUUUUCAAAAUGUGAAAUGUGGCUUGCUAAUGCCAAAUAUAGUCAUCUCCUACGCAAGAAAAAGAACUUUUUUCUGAAAUCUAACAAUGGGGAAAACCUUUCAGUUAAUAUUAUCUUCCCAGAGAAGAUCAAAUUGACUAAUUACACUAAGAACUACACUGCCAUCUAGGCCUUUGAAAGCCGAGCAGCAACUUGCAACUUUCCAUAGCAAUAUGUAAAAUAGAUUGAACUUAUUUCCUGUGAUUGGCCUCAGUGUUUGUGGGUACAGUUGCUGUAGCUUGUGCUGAGUGAUAAUGAAGAAAUAUAAUGUAUCUGUAUUGCUAAGGAUUUUUUCAUUCCCCAAAAUGAAAGUUAAAAAAAAAAAAGGUUAAAGAGCAGGGAAUGUUAAUUUGGUUUCUUUUCAAGGCAGCUAUUUUUUGUAAAAUGAAAGGUAAUUUACCACUGGAACUGUAUUGCAGCUUUCUUGUCCUGUGUGUAGUUUAUUUGGCAAGUACGGUACCUGUAAAUUACUCAGUAAUGCUUUUUUUUUUAAUAAACAGCAAUUAAGG
Molecule: messenger RNA, 1619 nt
Organism: Tauraco erythrolophus (red-crested turaco)
Lineage: Eukaryota; Metazoa; Chordata; Aves; Musophagiformes; Musophagidae
Source: RefSeq, a predicted model, not a curated record